Molecule: messenger RNA, 5619 nt
Organism: Coregonus sp. 'balchen'
Lineage: Eukaryota; Metazoa; Chordata; Actinopteri; Salmoniformes; Salmonidae
Source: the annotation of a GenBank genome assembly
AUGCGAUGUCCAUGGACAGCUUAAGAUAGCCUGGUUAAAGCACUGUGAGCACAGCUUUCAGUCCGGUUCAACCAGGUUAGGCUUAGGAGGAAAGUUGAAUGGAAAACCCAAGCAGCCGUUCAACAAGAUUAUAGUGAAAUACUUAAAUCUGGUUUGAGCUGGAGUAAGAGGAGUGACACUCCAGUACUCAACACAGCUCCUCAAUAGGGUUGGGCGGUAUUCCAGAUUUUCAGACCGUCAUACCGUUUCUGUACCAUACCGGGGUAUACGGUAUUACCAAAUGUGCACAGAAGGGGGCGCUAUUUCAUUAACAAGAUUUGUUUUAUUAUUAUUUUUUUUUUUUUUAAACAUUUUGUAUCCCUUUGAACAUGGUGCAGUUAUUAAUUGUAUAAUUUGUAUGGUGUAUCAGUACACCCAGUCAUUACAAAGAUACGGGCGUCCUUCCUAACUCAGGUGCUGGAGAGGAAGGAAACCGCUCAGGGAUUUCACAAUGAGGCCAAUGGUGAUUUUAAAACGGUUCGAGUUGAAUGGCUGUGAUAGGAGAAAAAUGAGGAUGGAUCAACAACAUUGUAGUUACUCCACAAUACUAGCCUAAAUGACAGAGUGGAAAGAAGGAAGCCUGUACAGAAUACAAAUAUUCCAAAACAUGCAUCUUGUUUGCAAUAAGGCAUUAAAGUAAUACUGCAAAAAAUGUGGCAAAGAAAUUAACUUUUUGUCCUGAAUACAAAGCGUUAUGUUAGGGGCAAAUCCAACACAACACAUCACUGAGUAACACUCUUCAUAUUUUCAAGAAUGGUGGUGGCUGCAUCAUGUUAUGGGUAUGCUUGUACAUCAAUAAGGACUAGGGAGUUUGUUUUAGGAUAAAAGGAAUGGAGCUAAUCACAGGCAAAAUCCUGGAGGAAAACCUGGUUCAGUCUGCUUUCCACCAGACACUGGGAGACAAAUUCACCUUUCAGCAGGACAAUAACCUAAAACACAAGGCCAAAUAUACACUGGAGUUCCUUACCAAGACGACAUUGAAUGUUCCUGAGUGGCCUAAUUACAGUUUUGACUUAAAUCGGCUUGAAAAUCUGUAGCAAUGAUCAACAACCAACUUGACAGAGCUUAAAUAAUUGUAAAUAUUGUACAAUCCAGGUGUUUAAAGUUCUUAGACUUACCCAGAAAGACACAGCUGUAAUCGCUGCCAACGGUGAUUCUAACAUGUAUUGAAUACUUAUCUAACCAAGAUACUAUAUGUCUGUCACAUAAUGAAUAUUAAAGAAGUUGUGUACAGGAUCCCACUAACUCCUCCCCUUCCUCUGGUCCCGCCCCUCUCCAGGCAUCUACCUAUUGGACAUGAUCUACAUCGACUCGGCCUAUCCGGCGUCGGAUAGCAUCAUCGAGACGGAGCAGAGGACAAAUCAGAUGAACAACCUGCUGAGGGUGAUCUCUGACCUGCAGAUGUCCUGUAAAUAUGGUAAGAGUACAACGUUUCCCUCAUUUUUUUCUACAGACAUGUCAGCUUCACCACACAAAAAUAAAUUGUUGUGCUCAGCUCAAAAGUAUAGAUUAACAGACAGUCUUCGGAUGCCAGGUUUAAAAAAUGCAUGGUGAAAAGAAGGAAAGCCCGCUCUCACUGGUAUAUUAGAGUAGUUUUAAUGUAUUUUAGCAGCAUCACAGGUCAACCAACAGACGCAUUUCAGCGACAGAAGGCUACAUAGUAUAUACCAGUUAGUGCAGGGUUUCCUUAUUGACAGCUUCACCCCCCUCAGCCACUAUAUCACUGUAUCACCCAUAGAGACCCUCAAAUCUCAAAUACUCUCUUAUUGAUGAAGGGCUUUUCAAACAACUGAGCCCGACUGAACUUAGCCCAAUAAAGCUGUACUGCACUGGCCUGGCUGCAUCCACCAUAGUUGCUGGAACCAUGCUGGAAAGGACAUAUCAGAGUCGGCACAGUUUGAUUUGGGUCGGCAUAAUAGUGUAAACACUAGAACCGCCAAUGGCCCACUGAUGUUUGAUUUUGUACAAAAUCAGCCCCAGGGCCUCCCGAGUGGCGCAGCGGUCUAAGGCACUGCAUCGCAAUGUUGCGGCAUCACUGCAGCCUGCGGUUCGAUCCCAGGCUGUGUCACAACCGGCCUUGACCAGGAGUCCCAUAGGGCGGCGCACAAUUGGCCCUGGCGGGUGCCAAUGUUAACAUUCGCUGUCAUCCCCUGCGGGGAUCACCCGGCUAAUCACUCAGGCCGGGGUUCUAAACAUUGUCCUGUAAUCAUUUAAAGGGGCUCUCCAUCUCUCUGAUGUCUAGAACAGCAAGUGAGACAGAGACUGUCAUUCUAGAUUGUCUACAGUACAGUAGACUGAGACUGUCAUUCUAGAUUGUCUACAGUAGACAGAGACUGUUAUACUAGAUUGUGUUCCCGAGUGGCGCAGUGGUCUAAGGCACUGCAUCUCAGUGCUUGAGGCGUCACUACAGACCCCCUGGUUCGAUUCCAGGCUGUAUCACAACCGGCCAUGACCAGGAAUCCCAUAUGGGACUAAUUCCAACAUAACACCGCAAAGACAAUGUGCUGUAGGACGUUGGUACCCAGCCAGGUGCUAAUGCGUCUCUCUCUCUCUCCUCACUGAAUGAAUGACAAAUGGGUCAAUGGGCGAUAAUUGUGCACGUUCAUUCACAGUCUAAUUUAAAUUAGGCCUAACUGAAUGAUAAGGAGGGUGAAGAGGUUGAUUUUAAUUUAGAAAGACAAUAGUGUAAUGACGAGUUUGUGUUAUGCCUGUUUAUCAGCAGCAAAUAAUUUGACUGCACACCUUUUGUAAACAGAAGCUGUUAUGGAACUGUUUUAUUUACUAUCGCUCUAUUACUAUUCAAAUGUAUUGUGGGAAACAAAAAACAUGCUACAUGUUGCAGUAGGCCUUUAGAAUAAUGCGAAACAUAUCCUCGACUCUAUCCAGGGAAGCAAACGAUAACAGCCCACUGAAUGAAUUACAAAUGGAUGACAAACUACACCCUAACUAUACCAAAAAUAAUUUGACACAUAAUAAGAGUUAGCCUAUAGACCAGAUUAAAUUGACAAUCAUCUGAUGAGUGACAAUAUUAAGCCCAUCAGUUGUCAAAUUGUCCAUGAAGAGAUGGACGCAUCUUGUAAUUGACAGACGCAGGGAAAGGAGCAUCACUUUAUCAAAUCCUCCCUCAGAGUCACAUGCAGGUAAAACUUUUUUGAUUUUCUAUGGUUUCUAUGACAACUACCUUUGUCAAAUAACUCUCAAAAUUCCUGAAAACUGUGUGCAGAACAACCGAUUUGUUUGUGGGGCUUGCUCACACAAUGCCCCGAAGAUGUGUGCUGACUGUGGACCCAAAGCAAAGACAGACUAGAUUGAUUCAUGCGUAAAGGCGCAAUAGUGUUUGAUACGGUCAACAAAUGACUGUUUUUAUAUCUUGUCAUGAAUAUAUUUCCACCAAUAUUUCUUUAUGCAAUUCAUCCUUUACAAUUGUUCAUGCACUGGUGCUUUUGUUUAGGAAUACUGCAAAUCAUUUCACCUGUGACCUGGCUGGUUAUAUUAUCAUCUUUUUAGUUUCUGCUUUGUCAAAAGAAGCUGUAACUGGACUUUAUUAAUUACUAUAACUAUAUUACUAAUCAAAUCUACAAAUAAAGUUGAUCAAAUGGUUUACACCGUAAUGUUUUUAUUGUAAGGGAAAUGAAAAUAGGCUCUAGGUCACUUUGUAGAAUUAUACAAAACACAUCCUUGACUCUGUGUAAACAAAUAACCAUUGUUGUUUUUUAAAUUGAUAUAUUUCCACAAAUAUUUAUUUAUGCAUUAAUCCUUUUAUAAUAGUUUAUGCACUAUCUAUCAAGAGUUGGUUCUUAUGUUUGACUACCUUGUGGGUUGAUAUGCAUCUGAAGCAUAUGCUAAAGGAGACGCCCGGCAACGUUAAAGGAUAUGAAUGUUCCUUCAAGCCUGUGUGAUGUAGUCUGCUGUCCUUGCAUCUACGUCAUCGUUAGCUUGCCUGCGUUGAAGAUACUUUUAGUUUGACAACACUGGCAAGAGAAAGCAAAUGUUUACUCCUCGUGGCGGCAGGUAGCUUAGUGGGUAAGAGCGUUGUGCCAGUAACCGAAAGGUCGCUGGUUCUAAUCCCCGAGCCGACUAGGUGAAAAAUCUGUCGAUGUGCCCUUAAGCAAGGCACUUAACCCUAAUUGCUCCUGUAAGUCGCUCUGGAUAAGAGCGUCUACUAAAUGAUGUAAAUGUAAAUGUACAUUUAUACAUUGGAACUGUGGAACAGAUCUUAGAUCCAAGAUGGCUCUUCUACAGCAACAAGCCUGAGCUCGUGACCCCUGAAGUGUUGGAGUGGGCCACGCUGCCAUGGUGUCAUUGUUAGCGGAGUUGGUUUUAAUAAAGUAAAUCCCUCAUCGAUGGACACGGAGCUGAGCGGCAAGGCCAAUGCCAGCGAGUUUCCCGAGAACUUCCACAGGGCCCGAACAAAAUGGCAGCUGCACACGUGUACAACCUUAACCCCCUACAACUGCUGGUAACAGCAUUAAAAUGCAACAACCAAACCGCCCAGUGUUCGCCCCAGAGCUUACACGUCAUCUCUCUCUCAUGUACUGCCGGCUAGGCGCUGGCCAUUUGCUUCACUCGGACCAGAGUUUGAGGAGAGAACGGGGGAAGGGUUAGCGAUGAGGCUACACAGACAUCUCAGAUGUUAAUUUGCGUUAGACGGAGUGUUGCUGAUGGGAGGAGUUAGGAGAGUGUUGCUGAUGGGAGGAGUUAGGAGACUGUUGCUGAUGGGAGGAGUUAGGAGACUGUUGCUGAUGGGAGGAGUUAGGAGAGUGUUGCUGAUGGGAGGAGUUGGGAGGAGAGUGUUGCUGAUGGGAGGAGUUGGGAGGAGACUGUUGCUGAUGGAAGGAGUUGGGAGGAGAGUGUUGCUGAUGGGAGGAGUUGGGAGGAGAGUGUUGCUGAUGGGAGGAGUUGGGAGGAGAGUGUUGCUGAUGGGAGGAGCUGGGAGGAGAGUGUUGCAGAUGGGAGGAGUUGGGAGGAGAGUGUUGCUGAUGGGAGGAGUUAGGAGAGUGUUGCUGAUGGGAGGAGUUGGGAGGAGAGUGUUGCUGAUGGGAGGAGUUAGGAGAGUGUUGCUGAUGGGAGGAGUUGGGAGAGUGUUGCUGAUGGGAGGAGUUGGGAGGAGAGUGUUGCUGAUGGGAGGAGUUGGGAGGAGAGUGUUGCUGAUGGGAGGAGGUGGGAGGAGUGUGGGAGAGGAGAGUGUGCUUGGGAGGAGUGGGAGGACGGUUGCUGAUGGAGAGGAGUGGGAGGAGAGGUGUAGAGAGGGAGAAAGAGAGGAGAGCAAGGAGCGAGAGAGAGUAUGAGAGAGAGAGAGGGAUAUCAUUCUAAUCUAUCGAGAGAUAAUCUAGUAUAUCUAUCUAGUAUCUAUAUCUAUCUCUCUCUCUCUCUUCUCUCUUCUCUUCUCUCCUCUCUCCUCUCUCUCUCUCGUCUCCAGUCCUGUGGUGUGUCUUUUCUCUUGAUCUCGUCUUACUGUCUGUUUUUAAUCUUCCCUUCACAGAUCACCUGGUGACCCUCCCCCAUGUUCAGAAGUAUUUAAUGUCCGUGCGCUAUAUCGAGGAGCUUCAGAAGUUCGUAGAGGACGACAACUUCAAGUAA